This is a messenger RNA of Juglans microcarpa x Juglans regia, 430 nucleotides long. Its product is annotated as cysteine-rich and transmembrane domain-containing protein WIH1-like. Bases 48 to 329 code for a protein of 93 amino acids. The transcript has 3 exons. Gene Ontology annotation, cellular component: plasma membrane. Lineage: Eukaryota; Viridiplantae; Streptophyta; Magnoliopsida; Fagales; Juglandaceae. The record is from RefSeq and is a predicted model, not a curated record.
ACUCCAAGCUUCACGUCCAAGUAUAUAAUAAAUGCCCACCACCUCAAAUGCUACAUAAAUCUUGCCUUCCAACAAGCUCUAAGCAUCUCUAUUGUAUUGGAUUGUUGCUUUGCAUUUCAGAGAUGAAUUAUGACCCCAAAUAUGCCUAUCCCUAUCCUGCUCAAGGUGUUUAUCAAGGACCUCCUGUGAUGGCUCCUCCUCAGUAUGCCCCGGCUCCAGCACCACCUCCAAGACAAACGGGUUUUCUUGAGGGAUGCCUUGCAGCUUUGUGUUGCUGUUGCCUCUUUGAUGAGUGUUGCUGCGACCCCUCCAUUAUAUUUAUCCCCUAAAACUAUGGCUGUACUUAAUACACAGAAAACGAGGAGUUCUUUGUAUUCCUUAAAGAUGUAGUCGAAUUAUACAUGUACACAUUCCGGUCAUCUUCAAUAUC